Molecule: messenger RNA, 966 nt
Organism: Nanorana parkeri
Lineage: Eukaryota; Metazoa; Chordata; Amphibia; Anura; Dicroglossidae
Product: olfactory receptor 1361-like
Exons: 1
Coding region: 1-966 (321 amino acids)
Biological process (GO): G protein-coupled receptor signaling pathway
Cellular component (GO): membrane
Molecular function (GO): olfactory receptor activity; G protein-coupled receptor activity
Source: RefSeq, a predicted model, not a curated record
AUGGAAACAACAAAUCUAACCUCCGGCUUUAUCCUUCUGGGCUUCUCCGACUUUCACUACAACCGUGCCGCUCUCUUCUCCACCAUUCUUGUCAUAUACCUCCUCACAUGGACAGCUAACUUAGUUCUAGUAAGUGCUAUUAAACUUUCUCCACAGUUGCACACACCCAUGUACUUUUUCUUGGGGAACCUGUCAGUAGUGGACAUCUCUUUCUCUACAGUGACGGUUCCCAAGCUACUGUAUUGCAUUUUUUACGGAGGAGCCUCAAUCUCCUUUCUCGGCUGUUUCCUGCAGAUGUUCUUCUUCCUGUUUCUGGGCACCACUGAGAGUUUAAUUCUGGCAGUCAUGGCGUUUGAUCGAUAUUUGGCUAUUUGUAGCCCCUUACGCUACACCUCGCUAAUGAGUGACAAGGUCGUGGUCAUGCUGACUAGUAGCUGUUGGCUUGCAGCUUCUCUACAUUCAUUAUUGCACACUUAUAUUCUGUCACAAUUAGUGUACUGUAGGGACAGACUGAUCCCUCACUUCUUCUGUGACGUGACCCCCCUCAUCAAGCUGUCUUGCUCCAGUACCACACUAGCUGAGCUUUUAAUAUACACUGAAGGUUCUAUGGCUGGUAACAUUCCAUUCCUUUUCAUUCUCAUCUCCUAUGUGCUCAUCACACGGGCUAUAGUGAAGAUGGAAGCUAAGAGCAGCCGAAGCAGAGCCUUCUCCUCCUGUUCUUCUCAUCUCAUGGUCAUUUGUCUGUUCUAUGGUACUGACAUUUUCAUUUACUUUCGCCCGCCAUCAGACUACUCCUCCCAGUAUGAUCGCAUUGUCAGCAUGGCUUACACCAUCAUCACACCUAUGCUGAACCCUUUUAUUUACAGCCUAAGGAACCAAGAUGUGAAACGGGCUCUGAAGAAACGAAUUAUGAAAUGCUUUAACACCAAGAUUGUUUUUCACAAGGGUCACGUGAUCUUUUUGUAG